This is a messenger RNA of Mytilus californianus (California mussel), 2029 nucleotides long. RefSeq lists its product as uncharacterized. NCBI's taxonomy places the organism in Eukaryota, Metazoa, Mollusca, Bivalvia, Mytilida, Mytilidae. Gene Ontology annotation, biological process: cell-cell adhesion. The coding region runs from base 213 to 1748 and encodes 511 amino acids. Gene Ontology annotation, cellular component: cell-cell junction. The record is from RefSeq and is a predicted model, not a curated record. Gene Ontology annotation, molecular function: cell adhesion molecule binding. The transcript is spliced from 5 exons.
CCUGUCCUCCACAUGCAAUUGAACAUGUAUGUGCUAUUGAGGGAUCAUCAUCAAUACUAACAUUUAUAUUCGAAGGACCUCUUUAUUAUAGCACUAUUAAAGAUGGACCUUUUUUUGGAAAGAAGUCUCGAAGACUCAAAAAUUAUACAAUACAUGUAGACCUUCACAUUUACAAUGUUACCCUUAAAGAUGAAGGCUAUUAUAGAUGUUAUAUGUAUGAUUUCGGUCGGGUACAGCUGGUAGUAGUCAAAUUAUGGUUCAUUAAAGAAACGGAUCGUAACAAUAUAGUUGGACAAGAGGGAACAGAACUGGAGAUCAAAUGUUCAGCUGACCCUGUACAGUUCAUCACUGCUUUACAGUUAGAAUCAAAUGGAACAAUCAAAGCUAUUGGUGAUAAUCAAAGUGUCAGCUAUUCGUUUAUACCAGACCGUACAGAUCAUCUGUCAAAAUAUAAAUGUGUGGACAGUACACACUCGUCAAUAAUGAUUGAAAUUAAAGUAUUUAUAAGGUAUUCUCCUGCAGUUACAGUCCAUUAUACCAAUGAGACAAUUGAAUGUGAAUGUGAUGGAGUGCCGGACAUUUAUAGUGUGUACCGGUUAGAUCACAUAUCAAAAAAUGGGGAACUCGUCCGAUCUGUAAAUUUGACGAAUGAAACAUUCACUAUCCAGAAGGAUCCUUUUCCGUAUCAGAUGAAUGGUAGAUAUGAGUGUGUUGUCAGUAAUGGUAUACCCGAUAUUGAAGGAAAGGUAUUGCAGACGAGGUCAACAAAUGUACAGUAUGAAGGCUCACCUGUAUUUGCAAAAGACAAUAGACACGUGACAAUUGGAAAAGUCGGGCACUCAAUCAAAUUGUCAUUUCUUAUCUACAGUUACCCGGAUGUUGAAGAAAUAUUCCUUGAAAAAUUAGGACGCACGUAUAGUAGAAAGAGAAAAAUUACAAAUUUCAAUAUUUCUAAUUUUACAUUGCGUUACACAGGAUUUGAAAAUAAAAUAGGAAUCCAAGGUUAUGAAAUUUUGAUUGAAAUUGAGAUGCUAGACAUAAAGGAUUUUCGAGCCUAUUGUAUAACAGCAACUAAUCGUCUUGGUGCCAGCGAUUACCAUUUUGAAAUAAUAGAGAAAAAGGAUACUGCAGUGACUAAAAGAAAAAUUACACUUGUUCUUAUACCUAGCAUCGUAGUCGUGGUUCUAUUUGGUUUUGUAAUCAUUGUAUACGUCUGCUUCUGGGUAAAACGUACACAAGUUCGUGCUAUAAGAGAUCAUAAUGUGCCCGAUGAUCCAUAUUAUGAAGAAAUCGAGCCAAUUUCUUACCGGGCUGUCAGCAACGUUUGUUCAUCACAUUCCAACAACAUUCAGGACCAGCAUUUGACGCACCCAGGUGCAUCAGGUAUCUCAAAAAGAGUAAAUGUACAAUCAUUUGUUGAUAAUGAGAGUAAUAAAUCCGAUGAGACAACCUCUGACUUUUUCGAUAUUCGGUCACUACAGCGUGAAACGACAGAAGUGCAUCGAGUUUCUAUUUCAUCGAAUGACGCACACGUUUCUAAUAUUGGUGUUGCGGGAAUACCGUCCACUAUUAUACAAAGCACAGCCAAUGUCGUUAAUUGCAAUCAAUGUGAAGCACACAACAUUAAAGAAAUCUCAAGUAGUCAUAUAAGUCAAUCAGGUAUAGACUUUGGUAGUGGAUCUUCUAAUAAUGUCAUAGACGGGAGUGUUGGAGAUGAAAAUGAAAACCCAUACGAAUUCAUAUGGUAAAAUCAUGGAACUUUGCAAAGUGGUAGUCAUGUUAUUAAUAGACAUUUUUGGAAAUAGAGCCACGAAAAUAGAUCCAAUAUGGCCCCCAAAUUAAAGAUGGCCGGCAUAAGGUACUUGGAACACAACACCAUACAGUUGACGAAAUCUACCAAUAUGCCAGAGUUAAGUACAUAUUCAAGUAUGGAAUCAAAUGAAAGCUCAGGGUAUAAGCUUUCCGAAUAUCAUCAGGUGUUUAUCUUUGUCGUUCACAAUUCUUCUCACAAUUGAAAUAUACACCCCUU